Messenger RNA from Colletotrichum higginsianum IMI 349063, 1026 nucleotides. Its product is annotated as Ribonuclease. The record is from RefSeq and is a predicted model, not a curated record. NCBI's taxonomy places the organism in Eukaryota, Fungi, Ascomycota, Sordariomycetes, Glomerellales, Glomerellaceae. Gene Ontology annotation, molecular function: RNA binding; RNA-DNA hybrid ribonuclease activity. Bases 1 to 1026 code for a protein of 341 amino acids. Gene Ontology annotation, cellular component: ribonuclease H2 complex. Gene Ontology annotation, biological process: DNA replication, removal of RNA primer; mismatch repair. The transcript has a single exon.
AUGGACGACUCUCAAACAGCCGAGGAGAUUGCUCUCGAGACACCGGUUUCGGACGUCUUUAUUCCCCCAUCUAUUAACGAGAAGGCCAUCCUCUCAGGCGCUUCCUACACAUACUUCUCCCCGGUUCCUCCGGCACUCCUUCCGCCAUCCUCAUCACCAACAACCUCACAAACAGCGGUAUCCGGAACCCCGGUCUGCCUCGGCGUCGACGAGGCCGGCCGCGGCCCCGUCCUGGGGCCGAUGGUCUACGGCGUCUUCUACCUCCCCAUUCCCCUCUCCGACCCCCUGCUCCGCGAAACCCACCAUUUCGACGACUCCAAGGUGCUCACACCGGCCGUCCGGUCCCAGUUGAUGACCGCCCUCUGCACCGCCGGCUCGGACCUGGCCGAGUCCUGCGGGUUCGCCAUCUCAGCGCUGAGCGCCCGCGACAUCUCGUCCGGCAUGAUGCGCCCCGGCGCCAACUACAACCUCAACGCCCAGGCCAUGGACGCCACCGUGGAACUGAUCAAGGGCGUCUUCGCCCAGGGCGUCAACGUUCAGGAGAUCUACGUCGACACCGUCGGCCAACCGGCCGCAUACCAGGCCAAGCUCCAACGCUUCUUUCCGGCCACCAAGAUCACCGUCGAGAAGAAGGCAGACAGCCUGUACCCCUGUGUGUCCGCCGCUUCCGUCUGCGCCAAGGUCUCUCGCGAUGCCGCGCUGGAGGUGCUCUACAAGGCACGAGCCCCCGAGUCGGCAGAGGAGGGCAUGGCUUGGGGCUCGGGGUACCCGUCAGACGGGCGGUGUGUGUCGUGGAUGAGGUCCAACAUGCACCCCGUCUUUGGAUGGGGCCCCGAGUGUCGCUUCAGCUGGGGCACCGCCAAGGACAUGCUGGACGGGAAGGGCGCCCUCAAGGUGGACUGGCCCGUCGAGGACGACGGCGACACGGCGCGCAUGACAGACUUUUUCACGUCCGGGGAUCGCGAACAAGACGGCGAUGAGCUGGGGACGUGGUUCGGGCGCCCGGCUGGCCUGGAGGCGUUCUAA